Messenger RNA from Gigantopelta aegis, 1335 nucleotides. RefSeq lists its product as uncharacterized. The record is from RefSeq and is a predicted model, not a curated record. NCBI's taxonomy places the organism in Eukaryota, Metazoa, Mollusca, Gastropoda, Neomphalida, Peltospiridae. The transcript is spliced from 2 exons. Bases 263 to 1135 code for a protein of 290 amino acids. Gene Ontology annotation, molecular function: protein dimerization activity.
AAGCAGUGUGUCAGUACAGUCUGAAGAUAGUUCUAGUAGUGGCAAGCAAAGCAGUGGGUCGGUCCAGUCUAAAGGUAGUUCUAGUAGUGGCAAGCAAAGCAGUGUGUCAGUACAGUCUAAAGAUAGUUCUAGUAGUAGCAAGCUCAGCAGUCUGUCUGGCAAAUCCAAAAGUGAAUCACAAUUUAGAUUGAGUAAUAUAUCAAGGCUGGAAAGGUUACACAUCUUUUUCAGUGACCCUCUGACAAAACUCUACUGUUUUUUUAUGAAUGAUGCCAUCCCCAUUUUUGACAAGAUUAAUAUCUUGCUUCAAAGGAAUGAACCAUGUAUCCACAUUUUAAGAAGAGAACAGUUGUCAUUACUGACUGACAUUUAUGUUAGGUUUGUGACACCAAAUGCUGUUGCUUCCUGCAAGGAUGUACUUCAUUUAGAGCAUAAUGACAAGAGAAACCAAAGAGACAAUUCAGAAGUGUUUAUUGGACGAGAGGCUAGACAAUAUUUGCGCACGUUGGAAGAAGCAGAUGCAGUUAGCAAAGGAGAGAUUGAUAUAUUCUUCGAGUCUGUCAGAAGAUUUUAUUCGGCAGCAUGUACUUACAUAGUCAGCAAAUGUCCACUUGACAGUGAGCUUCUGCUGUGUGCUGAAGUUGCUGAUGUUAGUCUCAGGAAAACUGAGCAGUUUUCCUCAGUUGAGUAUUUUGUCAACAAGUUCCCCAGUUUACUUGGUGGCAGAAAAAUGGAUGAUUUAGAAAUGGAGUUUUUACACUACCAAGUGGACACAUUCUCCACUGAGGUUACUCACAAUAAUGUCACUGACAGUUUAGAGAGAAUUGAUACCAUUUGGAAUAACAUAGGACAUCUGACAAGUGCUGGUGGUAAUCCUAAAUACGGUUUACUGACAAAUGUUAUGAAACAAAUUUUGGUUAUUCCACAUAGUAAUGCUGACAGUGAGAGAAUUUUUAGCACAGUUAGAAAAAACAGAACUGAGUUCCGACCAAACUUGUCUGAUGAGCAGUUGUCAGCUUUGCUAGUACAGAAGUUCAGCAUGCUUGCUGCAGAUGUUCUUUGCCACGAAUUAAGUUUUACUGAUGAUUUGCUGAAGAAGGCCAAGUCAGCAACAUAUCAGUCAUUGAAGAGGUAAAGCCGCCAUAACCAGCAGUCAUGCCAGAAACAUGUUUAUUUCACUGUAAAUAAAGGUACUAUACUUUAAAAAAAUGUUCAGUUGUCAUCUCAGGAUUUAGUUCACAUGUAGUGAUAAAGAAUGUAAAGAUUCCUGAAAAUACUAUCAUAUUCCUGAAAAUGGCUUUUAAGAUUCCUGAAAACCGUUUCGACAUGUUGGCA